Mycotypha africana is the source of this 927-nucleotide messenger RNA. RefSeq lists its product as uncharacterized. Gene Ontology annotation, cellular component: nucleus. The transcript has 5 exons. Gene Ontology annotation, molecular function: histone H4K20 methyltransferase activity; protein binding. The record is from RefSeq and is a predicted model, not a curated record. NCBI's taxonomy places the organism in Eukaryota, Fungi, Mucoromycota, Mucoromycetes, Mucorales, Mycotyphaceae. Bases 115 to 822 code for a protein of 235 amino acids.
CAGUGCGUUCGUUUUUUUGUUUCUAAUCGUUAAUCGAUCAGUGAGUUAGUGAAGCGUGAAAGUUCAUUUAGACUAUAUUACAAGAGACAAAUAUUACUUACGCAUUAUUGCACAAUGGACUUCAAAAGUCUUUCCCAAUACGAUGAUGUCCUGACUGAUUAUUUUGUGGAUAAACUCCAUUUGUGGUUCAAUACUACGCGCAUGAAUGCUUCUAUGGAUUGUACCUUUGAUGAACGUGAUGAAGCAAUCAGAAUCAUUCAAAAGGAUAUUCUGGUAAAAGGAUCUACAUCUGUUGCUGCUAAAAAUGCUGCUGCCUCGUUCUUAAAACUUCCCUACUUUAAGAACCUUACCAAAAAUUAUAGCCAAACAGAGCUUAAAAACUUUAAACACCACCUUAGUCUUUACUUAUACAUGUUUUCCCCCAGAGCUGGCUACGAGAUAGCUUCCACCGUCAGGUAUACUGGUGAAAUGGAAGGUUGCGUUCUUGCAAUCAGAGACUGGCAAGCUGGCGAGAAGGUUUCAUGUUGUGUUGGUACUGUUGCCAUACUUUCUGAAGAAGAUGAUCAAGCGUUACGCGAUGAAGGACGUGACUUUAGCGUCAUGAUCUCCACAAGAUAUAAUACUGCACGCUUAUUUCUUGGUCCCGCCAAAUUCAUGAAUCAUGAUUGCGAAGCUAAUUGUCGCUUUGUUGCGGAAGGUAGCAGAGUGACCUUUUAUACUACCAAACCGAUCAAAUGUGGCGAAGAAAUGACUGUGUUCUAUGGAGAUCAUUAUUUUGGUGAUGGUAACUGUGAAUGCCGCUGCGCAUCAUGUCAGAGGUAAACACCCUUCCAAUCUAUUCAUAGUUUAUAUUAAUGGGCUAACAGCUUUACAGUAAUCAGCGCGGUCAUUACGCACCUCCGCUCAGUCAGGCAUCAACUACAGGAG